Nerophis ophidion (straightnose pipefish) is the source of this 4396-nucleotide messenger RNA. RefSeq names its product T-box transcription factor 3a (gene tbx3a). Gene Ontology annotation, molecular function: RNA polymerase II cis-regulatory region sequence-specific DNA binding; DNA-binding transcription factor activity, RNA polymerase II-specific. The record is from RefSeq and is a predicted model, not a curated record. NCBI's taxonomy places the organism in Eukaryota, Metazoa, Chordata, Actinopteri, Syngnathiformes, Syngnathidae. Bases 570 to 2789 code for a protein of 739 amino acids. Gene Ontology annotation, biological process: positive regulation of cell population proliferation; regulation of transcription by RNA polymerase II; heart looping. Gene Ontology annotation, cellular component: nucleus. The transcript has 7 exons.
UGCAACACAUCCAUCCUGCGUGGAGCCCUGUGGGCCACAGAAGGCGCUAGGAAAAUCACGGAGCUGGGACCUUACCACACUCUCUCUCUCUCUCUCUCCUUCUCCGACUUCUUUCCCCGCGCGCGUCCUUCCCAGAAAUGCGCGUAAAGCCGAGAGGGCGCCUGGAGUGUGCGUAAAAAAAAAAAAAAAAAAGAGGAAAAAAAAAACGACACGGAAGGGGAAUAUUUCAACACAAGACGCCGAUUGAGGACGUUGUGUUUUUUUUUUGUUUUAUGUUUUUUUUGGUUCGGUUAUUCUUGUCAUUUUGUGCCCGGGAAUGGCGACGCUCUGACCGGGGAAGAAUAAUGCACGGCGACGCGCCCGAGUUGGUUUGAUCCCACUCACCGCGCGUCCGCGUCGAGCAAAAAAAGUCCACGGCCGGAGAACAUCCUCAUCUUCAUCAUCCCUGCGAGUUUGAAGGACUUCUUCAACAUUUUCCCCAACCUCCCCCACCCACCCUCCUCUUCCCUCCUUCUUUUUUUUAAUUCCAAACUCUCCUUUAAGUGCGCACUUGGUUGCGAAGCACUUGGAUGAACUUCCUGAUGAGAGAUCCAGUCAUCCAGGGCUCGAGUAUGGCGUAUCAUCCGUUUAUGCCUCACCGGGGUCCGGACUUUGCCAUGAGCGCCAUGCUGGGCCACCAGCCUCCUUUCUUCCCCGCGCUGGCGCUGCCUCCCAGCGGCUCGCUCUCGCUGCCGGGCGCGCUGGGCAAGCCGAUCAUGGAGCAGCUGAUGGGGGGAGCGGCGGACGCCGGGCUGCACUUCUCCUCGCUGGGCCACCAGGCAGCCGCCGCCGCCGCCGCAGCCGCCGCCGCGCACCUCCGGCCUCUGAAGAGCCUGGAGCCCGAGGAGGAGGUGGAGGACGACCCCAAAGUCCACUUGGAAGCCAAGGAGCUGUGGGAGCUCUUCCACAAGCGGGGCACCGAAAUGGUGAUCACCAAAUCUGGAAGGCGGAUGUUCCCCCCUUUCAAAGUGAGGUGCACCGGCCUGGACAAGAAGGCCAAGUACAUCCUCCUGAUGGACAUCGUGGCGGCGGACGACUGCAGGUACAAGUUCCACAACUCCCGCUGGAUGGUGGCGGGCAAAGCCGACCCGGAGAUGCCCAAGAGGAUGUACAUCCACCCGGACAGCCCCGCCACCGGCGAGCAGUGGAUGUCCAAAGUGGUCAACUUCCACAAGCUCAAGCUGACCAACAACAUCUCCGACAAGCAUGGAUUUGUAAGUUCUACUAAUACCAUACUGAACUCCAUGCACAAAUAUCAGCCUCGCUUUCACAUCGUGAGGGCGAACGACAUCCUCAAGCUGCCUUACAGCACCUUCAGGACGUACGUCUUCCCGGAGACGGACUUCAUCGCGGUGACUGCUUAUCAGAACGACAAAAUAACUCAGCUUAAAAUUGACCAUAACCCUUUUGCCAAAGGCUUCCGUGACACAGGCAAUGGUCGACGGGAAAAAAGGAAACAAUUGGCCCUGCAGUCCAUUCGCUCCUACGAGGAGCAGCAGAAGAAGGAGAACGGAGCUUCGGACGACUCCUCGGGAGAGCAGGCCCCCUUCAAAUGCUUCGGGCAGGCCUCCUCCCCCGCCGUGUCGACCGUGGGGCCCCCACACCUGAAAGACUUCUGCGACAGCGACGAGGACAGUGACGACGAGAGCAAAGAUGGCCACGUCAAAGACGGCGCCGACUCCAGCAAGAUCUCCACCACGACGGAGGACGGCAAAGAUCACGAGGCGAGCCCGGCGAAGAGCCACCUGUUCGGGGGAGGAGGAGUAGGAGGACUAGGGGGAGGGGGCGUCGCCGGAGACCCCAGCGGGCGAACCCGUGACGGCAGCCCGAGGACAGAGCGAGGCCGCUCGGACUCGCGACACAGCCCCGUCACCGUCAUCUCCAGCACGACUCGCUCCGGGGAGGACGUGAAGAGCCCGAGUUUGGAUCCGGCCAAGGAGGACGAUUGCCGGCCGCUGGGCAAGGACUCGUUCGUGCCUCUGAGCGUGCAGACGGAGGGCGCCCACAUGGGCCACAGCCACCUGCCCAACUUCGGAUUUCCCAGCGGGCUGACGGGACAGCAGUUUUUCAACCACUUAGGCGGCGCGCACUCGUUCCUCCUCCACCCGGGCCAGUUCAACAUGGGGGGCGCCUUCUCAAACAUGGCCGCGGGGAUGGGGCCUCUGCUGGCGGCCGUGUCCACGGGAGGGGUGAGCACCAUGGACACCAGCAGCAUGGCGUCCUCCCCGCAGAGCUUGGCUGGAGCUCCGGGCCUGCCCUUCCAUCUGCAGCAACACGUCCUGGCCUCGCAGGGCCUGGCCAUGUCCCCCUUCGGAAGUCUCUUCCCCUAUCCCUACACGUACAUGGCGGCGGCCGCAGCGGCGUCGUCCGCCGCAGCCGCCGCCGCCGCCUCCUCGUCAUCGACCUCUUCGGUGCACCGGCACCCCUUCCUGAACGCGGUGCGCCCCCGACUCAGGUACAACCCCUACUCCCUGCCCAUGACGGUACCGGACAGCACCCUGCUCACCACCGCCGCCAUGCCCCCCCUGGCAGGGGCUGACCUAAAGGGGGACGCCCUGAUCCCGUCCAGCCCCGUGUCGGCAGGCGGGGUCACGCUGGACUCCACGUCGGAGGUGACGAGUCGCACGAGUCGCUCGGUGUCGCCCAAAACUUGCACGGAGAAAGAGGGCGCCAGCGAGCUGCAGAGCAUUCAACGCCUGGUCAGCGGACUGGACUCGCACCAGGACAGGUCAAGAAGCGGCUCGCCUUAAGGGGGACCCCUGCACCCCCCCCCCCCCCCUCACCACUCCUUUUUCCCCCUCAUUUACACUUUUUAUUCACCAUUUUCAUUUUCAACGCAUCCCAAAUGUUUGGAAAUGAUGAACAGGAGAUGAAUGCAGAUUUUGAAAGGAAAAAGAACUGUUUUAGUUUCUGAAAUGCACUUUGGUUUAAUACACAUCUGUAUUUUUUUUUCUUUUCUUGUUAAAUUAAAAAAAAAACACUUAACCUGUCAUUUUGAAUACCGUACAAGUAUUGUAAGUGAAAAGUGGUCAUUGGGGGGUUGAGACAUUUUUUUUUUUUUUUUUUUAAGUUGCUGCUGACUCCUAACUUCAUUCAUACUUACACAUGAUAAAAGUGUUUUUUAAUGUACUUUCCCAAUAUGCACUCUGAAUUUACACAUGUCCACUAAACAUAACCUACCUUUAAGAGACUGCUGUAUUUUCUUGUUCUAUUAAGUCACUAAUUGGCCCCCCCAAAAAAUACAAAAAAUAAAAAUGCGCAUGCCCUUUUUUUCCUCCCAUUGAAAAUGUUCUUUAAAGAUUGCAACACUAUUUUUUUUUUUUUUAAUUGGAGGAAAAUACAAUUUCAACAAAAAUAAAAACAGCUCUUUAAUUGGAUUAUAUAGACUUUUUCUUUUAUUUUUAUUUUUUUCCAAUUGGGCAAAAAAGCAGACAAUAUUAAAUGUAAAAAAAAAAAUAAAAGGAGGGGAAAAUAUUUAUUCAUUUUUUUGUUUUUCCUUUUGGACAAAAUAACCACCACAUUUAAUUAGAAAUACACAUUUUCUUCAUUUCUUCUUUUUAAUUCUACAGACAACAACAAAAAGGCCACAAAGUUCAACACGCAAAGGGAAGCAGAAAAUUCAAAAUGUAAAACUAAAAAAAAUACAAAAAAAAAAAAAAAGUAGCAUUGACCCUACAUGUACAUAUGGAUAUAUAAAAUAUUUAUGUAUAAUUAUUUCAUAUUGUUGCGUGUAAAUAAAAAAAAAGUAGUUUGUUCUAGGGAUCUGUUCUUAAUUUAUUGUCAAUAUAUCUGUGUAAUAAUAAUAAUAAUAAUAAUAAUAGUUUGUGGGCUAUUAUCCUUUUUUUGGUUCCCAUCUACAUUUAUAACCCCAUUCUUAAAACAAAAAAAAACUUAAAAUAUGGAUUUUAUUCCUCCCUUUAAUAUCCACUCUGCUAGUUACUCACACUCCACGUGCCAUUGUAUUUUUCACUUGAUGUCCUCUACGUGUGCGCGCGCGCGCGUGCGUGUUUGUGUGUGACGCGCUACUGUUUUGAAAGCGACAACAACCGCACCGAUGGCUUGAAUUUUAUUUUAUUUUUAAUACAAUUAUUUUCAGAAAAAGCAAAACAAAUGUUGGAGUUGGAUUUAUUACAAAAAACGGUGGAUUUUUUUUUUUUUUGCAGUGAUGGAAAUUUGUAAAUCCGCGAUGGUUAAAAAAAAAAAAAAAAGUGGCGCAUAAUCUUUCAAGAAAAUAUGAAGGUUUCAUUUUUGUUUUGUUUGUGUUUCUUAUCCUUGGGUUGUAUCAGAUUUCUGUCUAGUUUACAACAUCGUGUUCUUGAAAGUUUCAAUAAAACAUUGAAAUGUCCUUUUUUUUUUA